Molecule: messenger RNA, 1197 nt
Organism: Magnusiomyces paraingens
Lineage: Eukaryota; Fungi; Ascomycota; Dipodascomycetes; Dipodascales; Dipodascaceae
Exons: 7
Coding region: 1-1197 (398 amino acids)
Biological process (GO): NAD+ metabolic process; NADP+ biosynthetic process
Molecular function (GO): NAD+ kinase activity
Source: RefSeq, a predicted model, not a curated record
AUGGUUCAAAAUUCAUCUACAGGAUUAACUGAGCGUGAAGAGCUUGAUAAUUUCAAACGAUCAGUGAUGUCGGAAAAUACAGAUGUAUCCGGUUAUGAAGCAGAACCUAUGACUAAGACCAGUUUAUCGCAGCUGGUCGUGAGUGUUCGCGACCUUAGUCAAAGUCUUAUCACUAAAAUAGUUGACGAGGAUGUUAUAAAGUACACUCGAGAUUUGGCUCUUUGCCUUCUCAAUACAAAGUCUUCAUGGGGAGAUCUUAAUGUAUUUGUGCAAGAUGUUUUAGAAACCGACCAGACUUUCAAUUACCACGAAAUUAUCACGACAAACAGUAUAAAUAGUGAACGUCUUAAGUUUUGGACAAUCGAUAUGUGUCGAAAUCAGCCAAAUAAGUUUGAUUUAGUCAUAACGCUUGGUGGUGACGGGACUGUUCUUUACAGUAGUUGGCUUUUUCAGCGAGUUGUCCCACCUGUUCUUUGUUUUUCUCUCGGGAGCUUAGGAUUUUUGACAGAUUACAAUUACGAUGACCGAGAAUCCAUACUGAAGGAAAUUAUGGCCGAUGGUGUAACAUGUUCGCUGCGAAUGAGAUUUGAAUGUACUGUCAUGACAGCGCUGUCUACAGAAGGAAAAACUGGAGAUUCUCUAGAACAUGAAAUUAAAUCAGGUAGUGGUGAAGUAUUCGACUUUUCUAAAACGCACCAACGUGGAAAAACUUUUUGCAUACUUAAUGAUGUCGUAGUGGAUCGUGGGUCAAAUCAUGUAAUGACAACGACACAGUUAUAUGGAAAUAACACUCUAUUGACGUCGAUCGAAGCAGAUGGUGUAGUGAUUUCUACUCCCAGUGGGUCUACAGCGUAUUCUCUUUCUGCAGGUGGCUCUUUAGUUCAUCCCGAUAUACCUGGUAUUUUAAUAUCUCCAAUUUGUCCGCACUCUUUAUCGUUUAGACCUCUUAUUGCACCUGAUUCCAUAAUCAUUAGAAUUGCAGUGCCAUAUGAUUCUCGUGUUAGUGCAUGGUGUGGGUUUGAUGGUAGAGGUCAGAUAGAGCUUAAUCCAGGUGACUUUUUAACAGUUUCAGCAUCGCGAUAUCCUUUCCCUAAGGUACAAAAUGAUAAAAAGAUGGAAAACUGGUUUCAGGGACUUAGCAAAACCCUUCAUUGGAAUGAAAGACGAAGACAGAAGCCUUACUCUGUUAAAAGAUAA